AGGUAUAGGGAUCCUAAAUACUAAACUCAGUGACGGACGAAGGCAUUAGGUGCAACAGUGCAAGUAUGAGUUCAUCAAGCCAUUGCUGCUUUUCCCUGUUAUUCUUUCUUCUCUUUCACAAGAUUUCCUGUUCAACUGAUACCAUAACCGCAACUCUCUCUGUAAAAGACGGUGAAGGAGAGACCACCAUUGUUUCAUCUAAUGGGACCUUCGAACUGGGAUUCUUCAGCCCAGGUAAGUCUGAGAACCGAUAUGUUGGCAUAUGGUACAAGAACAUAUCUGUUACAACUGUGGUGUGGGUCGCCAACAGGGAAACCCCUCUAAAUACAACCUCGGGAAUCCUUAAAAUCAUCAAACCCGGAAUUCUUGUUCUCCUCAAUCAAGAUAACACCACCAUAUGGUCAACUAAUACCUCAAGAUCAGUGCAGAAUCCCAUCGCACAGCUUUUGGAUUCUGGGAAUCUUGUCAUUAAAGAUGCAGGGGAUGGCAAUGAAGAGAAGAAUUUUCUGUGGCAGAGUUUUGAUUACCCAACUGAUACAUAUUUGCCAGGGAUGAAAAUAGGUUGGGACUUUGUAACAGGGCAUGAGACAUUCCUGUCGUCUUGGAAGAGCAGCGAAGAUCCAUCCACUGGGGAGUUUAAGUAUUCCAUUAAUCGCAAUGGGUACCCACAGAAUUUCCUAAAAAGGGGUUCAAUUGUGCGAUAUAGAUCUGGUCCCUGGAAUGGCUUCCAAUUUAGUGGCUCACUAAACUCAAGACAGAGCCCUUUUUAUGAAAUUGGAUUUGUUUUUAACCCCAGAGAAGCAUACUUCACUAAUCACCUUCUUCAACCGGUUAUAACAAGGGCCACACUAAGCUGGAAUGGACUUCUAGAGCGCACAACAUGGGUUGAUAGGACUCAGCGUUGGGUCCUUUACCUAAAUGUGCCCACAGACACCUGUGAUAUUUAUAAGCUGUGUGGUGCAUAUGGGAAAUGCAAUAUCCAAACCUCUCCUGUGUGUGGAUGUUUGGACAAGUUUGUGCCGAAGAAUGAAGCUGAUUGGCUCAAGGCGGAUUGGUCUAGUGGUUGUGAAAGGAGGACGGCUCUGAGUUGCAAUGAAGGAGAGGGGUUUCUUAAGUACUCUGGUAUUAAGUUGCCAGAUACACAGAGUGUUUGGUUUAAUCAGACAAUGACACUUGAAGAGUGCAAGACACGUUGCUUGAGAAACUGCUCUUGUAUGGCUUACUCUAACAUAGAGAUACGCAAUGGAGGGACUGGGUGCUUCAUGUGGUUUGAUGAACUGCUGGAUAUUAGAUUGGUACCAAAUGAAGGGCAAGACAUUUAUAUCAGGGUGGCAGCUUCUGAAUUAGUCUCAGAGGUCAGAUCAAGUGGAAAGAAACAGAAGAUACUCAUUGUUACUCUGUUGCCAUUGGGUGGAGUACUUAUGCUAACUCUGAUCCUGGUGGUGUACUAUAGAAGAAAGAAGAAAAAUUCAGAGCUGAAACAUGAAGUAAGUCGAUGGCACAACAAGGGGGAUUACAGCAAUGAAAGCAGCAACAAUGAGUUUGAGCUGCCUGUAUUUGACUUAUCUACGCUAAAUAAGGCUACUGAUAACUUUUUAAUCGGGAACAAGCUUGGAGAGGGUGGAUUUGGACCUGUUUACAAGGGGGUGUUAGAAAGUGGACAGGAAAUAGCUGUGAAGCGGCUCUCGAAAACUUCUACACAAGGGCAGGAUGAGUUCAAGAAUGAAGCAUUGUUCAUCGCUAAACUCCAGCACAGAAAUCUAGUAAAGAUGAUAGGAUACUGCAUUGAAGGAGAAGACAAAAUGUUGAUAUAUGAAUUCUUGCCAAAUGGAAGUCUUGACUCAUUUAUAUUUGAUGAAACACAAAGCAGACUUCUAGAUUGGCCAAAGCGCUUCCACAUUAUCAAUGGGAUAGCUCGGGGACUUAUGUAUCUUCAUCAUGAUUCUCGACUUAGAAUCAUUCAUAGAGAUCUAAAAGCUAGCAAUAUCUUACUAGAUAUCAACAUGGAACCAAAGAUAUCAGAUUUUGGAUUAGCGAGAUCAUUUGGAGGGAAUGAGAUUGAAGCCAAUACAAACAAAGUAGUUGGAACAUAUGGCUAUAUCUCACCAGAAUACGCAGUACGUGGGCUCUACUCAGUAAAGUCCGAUGUAUUUAGUUUCGGUGUACUGCUAUUGGAAAUUAUAAGUGGGAAGAGGAAUACAAAGUUUUUUGAUCCAGAUAAUGACGACAUCAACCUUCUUGGACAUGCAUGGAAGCUGCAUAAAGAAGGAAGGUCAAUGGAAUUAGUUGAACCACAUCUAAGUGACACAGCUUCUCUCUCAGCAAGCGAGGUGGUUAGGUCAAUUCAUGUGGCUCUAUUGUGUGUGCAUCAACGCCCAGAAGAUAGGCCAAGCAUGUCUUCUGUGAUUGUAAUGUUGAAUAAUGAAGCUGGUGCUUUGCCUCAAGCAAGGCAGCCAGGUUUUUUCACAGAUGAUGAUGCUCAUUCUUUUAACAUGAAUGAAUUUGGAUCAACAAAUGAGAUAUCCACUACAAGUUUAUCAACAGGUGAAAUGACCAUUACAAGAGUAGACCCAUGCUAGAAAGCAUGCAUUUUUCUUUCAUUCUUUUUGUUCUAUUAUGUUCUCAAGCUUGCAUAAUAUAUACUUUGAUCCUUUGAUUUUAGAAAUGCAAAUAUAUCUCCUUGCAAAA
Molecule: messenger RNA, 2688 nt
Organism: Ipomoea triloba (trilobed morning glory)
Lineage: Eukaryota; Viridiplantae; Streptophyta; Magnoliopsida; Solanales; Convolvulaceae
Product: G-type lectin S-receptor-like serine/threonine-protein kinase At4g27290
Exons: 7
Coding region: 66-2579 (837 amino acids)
Biological process (GO): protein phosphorylation; recognition of pollen
Molecular function (GO): protein serine/threonine kinase activity; ATP binding
Source: RefSeq, a predicted model, not a curated record